UUCUUUUUAAGGCAAACUGAUGAGCGUGAAGCUUUCGACUAGCCGCCUGCGUACUGCGCCGGGAAUGGGAGACAGAUCGGGUUGUUAUCGUUGCGGGCAGGAAGGCCACUGGUCCAAAGAAUGCCCUCUUGACCAAAAUGGCUACCACGGUUCAGAGCCAAAGUCUGAUGGAUAUGAUGCCUCGAGAUUUGGCGGGCGGGGUCGCAGCAGGGGUUAUCAUCCGGACUUCAGUGGCGAACCAGAUUACGGUGGCAGCUAUGCUCCUGUGCACGGUUUUUCCCGAGGUUCCGGUCACAGCAGCAACAUGGCAGGGUACAGAAGAGGUGCAGGCUAUGAGGGUGCAAUGAGGUAUGGGCCACACCCGGGGUAUGGUGUAAAUGCUGCUGCAGAACAUAGCAUGGCUCAGAUGUAUGGCGGCGAGGCAGCAUACAGGGGCAACGGCUCACUCUAUGGCGCGUUCCCAGCCUACCCGGUGCGACGGUCGCCUUAUGAGGAAAGAGAUCCGUACGGGGUUGUGGACUACUACGAGAAGUACAGGGCCAAUUCUUACGGAGGCAGUUAUUUCGAGGAACGCCGCGCUGUCCCCUUGCCUGCUCCAGCAGCGUCCUCCUCCACGGCUAUAAUGAGGGAGCGUCUGCCUCCCUCUAAUGUCAACCCAUACGAGCGCCCUCCCCUCCCUCCUCCACCAGCCCCAGUCUCUUCAUACUACGCACGUGACCGGAGUCCGAUUCGGAGAGUUGCUGCCGAAGCAGAUGGAUAUACAUAUGAGCGUUCGCGCCUUUCUCCGGUGACCGCCCUCCCAAGAAGUUCUACCUAUGAAAAUCCGCGGGAUCCCGGCGCGGAGCGGGCACGGUAUACAUACUAGUGCUUGUCCCAUGCAGUCAGGGCAGAGCUGAUUUACAGUAAGCAGGUAGGCUAGCCGAAGUGCCAUGUAAACGUCACACAGUGAAUCUCAUUGCUGUUGUUUGAAGCUAAAGUCAGCGCUCUGUAUGUGGGUGGGUGGGCACAGUAAGCAGAUCAUUUAAGUCUAAAUGGUUGGAUACAUUCACAAUAUGCUUUGAUCUUCUUCCAGGUCCUAAUUCACACUCCAGUCCAAACAGUGGCUCAGUUUCCCAUCUCUCAUUGUCUUGUAACAUGCUGUGGUAUAGCUGCAGUUAGCAAGUAUGUAAAAGCAGGUCCAGCCUGAUUCCUUAUGUGACACUGCCACAACUGAAUUUUUGCCCUUCUGAAAAAAACAUACAUAGCCUGAACACAUUACAUUAGUGCAUGGUGCUUAUUGUAAAGGUGAGUCUUCUGUUAAUAGAACUUAAAGUGUAUUCAGCAGCUUCUAAUGUAUUAUGUGCGUUUAGUGUAUUUGUGUUAGUGGAAGUAUGCCUCAUAACUGCAGCGACGGCUAAACAAAUGUGAGUGCUUGAAGCCUGAAAACGAGGACCUUCUCUUCCUUCUCAUGGUUCCACUUUUCUGUUCGGGAUCAGAUGAAAACAUUUGUGAAAUUAAGAUGGGAGAACUUUUUUUUUUUUUUAGGUUCCUUUUUUUUUGUUUUUUUUUUUUUUUUUUUUCUUUUAUUGACAGUAGGAACAUUACUUAAAUUCCAUUGAUUUCCAUUGCUAUGAUAAAUAUGAGAUUCACAUGUUCAACCUGUAGUAGUAAAGCAUCGACCUCGGAACCUUUUUGUCUGUAUUGAUUUCUCACUAUUAGGUUAUAAUAAAAACUCUGUCUAAAGUUU
This is a messenger RNA of Neolamprologus brichardi, 1726 nucleotides long. The record is from RefSeq and is a predicted model, not a curated record. NCBI's taxonomy places the organism in Eukaryota, Metazoa, Chordata, Actinopteri, Cichliformes, Cichlidae.